Hippoglossus stenolepis (Pacific halibut) is the source of this 4325-nucleotide messenger RNA. RefSeq names its product dystrotelin (gene dytn). The coding region runs from base 1237 to 3042 and encodes 601 amino acids. The record is from RefSeq and is a predicted model, not a curated record. The transcript is spliced from 15 exons. Gene Ontology annotation, biological process: synaptic signaling. Gene Ontology annotation, cellular component: plasma membrane. NCBI's taxonomy places the organism in Eukaryota, Metazoa, Chordata, Actinopteri, Pleuronectiformes, Pleuronectidae. Gene Ontology annotation, molecular function: zinc ion binding.
CAAAGAGCCGCAGUGUGGCGAGGAACAAAGACAAGGUCAAAGGUCAACGCAAAAACAAUGGAUGUUCUGUUCACUCUGUCACACCACUGUUUUCAUCAUCUUCAUCUUCAUCAUCAGAUGGCAGUAUAUAUAUAUAUAUAUAUAUAUAUAUAUAAGUGAAGGAACCUUAAUGUUCACAGUAUAAAGUUAAACUUCAGAGAUCAAAGUGUCCAUUUAGAAGAACAAAUGAUUGUGAAUCAGUUUCUCUGCUUUGGAGCAAAUCAAAGUAACAACAGGUGAAAUGGAGGCAGAAGCAAGACGAGCCCCAAACAGGGAAUGUUUUCAAUGUGGUGUCCACAGACAGCUGCUCUCUGCUGAUCCUUCCUGACUCCUUCUACUUCUGGGUUCUGCUCCUCAUCACUACUGGUAGCAUGAGGCGCUACCUGCAGCUCAGGACAGACUCAUACUCAUCAGAGGAUGUCAGGAGUAGAUACACACAACUGAAAAAACUUAUUGUUGUUGUUAUGAGAAGAAGAAUGUGUCUGAUAGAGAUGAAGGGAGCAGACAAAUGAACUGAAGAGUUAUUGUGAUGGUAGAAGAUGGGAGGAUACAUAUCGUCACCUUCCAAAAAUGAUUUUUUUCCCCUAAAUCAUCUCCUCAUGAUGCCACCUCUGUUAAAAAAUCGCUUCCAUCCUCAGUUGAACAGAUCAUGGGAUUCUACCCCUGUAGAAUAACGGCCUAUGCCAAGAGUGUGACUUAGGCAAUUUUACAAGCUUUUCAAGAUGGCGGCUGCAUCAAAUAGAACGAAAAUCUACCUAGCCGCUGAAGUUAUUUCCAUGAUUCAGGGCUCGUCCCCUAUUGGAGAUGCACUUGACAAUUCUGACACCGAUCAGGCCUCAUCCACUGAAAAUGACAAUGAGGCAGUCGAAGAGAUGAAGCAGCAUGUACCAGGCCAAGACUCUGUUUCAGAUGGAGCAGACAAUACCUUAAACACUCCCGUUGAUGUUGUUGAAGAUGCCAAGCAGACACAUCCACACCAUGAAGAGGAUAUAUCUGAUGAUGAUGAUGUCAUAAGCGAUCCAGACUAUACCCCAUCCUUUGAUGAGUCCUUUGAAGGUGUGAUCAAAGACCAUCCAGAACUCAAGGAGAUCGAUAAAAGGUUUCAAAAGAUGAAAAGACACCUGAAGAGCAGCUUCAGUGAUGAUGUCAGCACACUGCUGGCUGCUGAUUGGUCCAUAGACAGCAGUGAAACUCGUCAUGGAUCUGGACGUCAUCGAGGGGCUGAAUGAGAUCCGUCCUUCAAUUUAUCGAGUCGCCAUGAAGCUCCUGUCUCUGCAGAGACUCUGUCACCUGCACGUUGUGUACGUGCGACACGUCAUGGCGGCGUUCAGCUCGCUGGAUGGGACGGGACAACAGGAUGUGAGGCUGAGCAGACAGGAAGUGACCCGGGCUCUCAGCAGGAUGUUUGACAGCGCUUCACAGGAAGUUUUGGAUCAUGUGAUUGAGGAGACGUGUGACGUGAUACUGCGUCUGUUUGACGGGUCAGAGGCUCAGGCUGCGUCGGUGUCCGCCGUGUCUCUUCAGGCGGCGCUCGUCGCUUUGUCCGCUGACGCUCUGCUCGCCAAGUACAGAGCUCUGGUGAGACUCUGUGAAAACCCGUCAGGAUCCAUCAGCAGAUCUGGACUCAGGUCAUUACUUUACGACCUUCGUCAGGUUCCAGCCGCCGUGCAGGAGGAGGUAGUUUUUGGCGCCGUGGAGGAGGCAGUGAGGUCGUGUUUUAACGGGGUGUUGACUCCGACAGUGAGCGCAAAACACCUGAUGUCAUGGCUGCAGAAUGAGCCACGCCUGUUGCUAUGGUUACCCACUUUAUACCGGCUGUGCGUCAGUCAGAACGUCAGUCACAUGGUCCGAUGCCACACCUGCAAGACGUUCCCCAUCACCGGACUCAGGUAUCGAUGUUUGAAGUGUGUGAACGUACACGUGUGUCAGAGCUGCUUCCUGAGCCAGAGACAGACACGCAAACACAAACCACCACAUCCUGUCCUCGAGUUCUGCACACAGCCCACCUGGCGGGAGUCUCUGUCCUCGUUAGUGCGCAGCGCUCGUCACACUCUGUUGCCACGACGAUACACUCAGAGAGAAGCUGAUAGGAGAGUCCUGAUGUGGGCGGAGCCAGGAGAGACUCAGAACAGAGCUCCACCCCCUUCUGACGCCUCACCAUCAUUGGAUGAGACAGCUGUCCGUCACAGUUCCUGCUCGUCUAAAGCUCUGCAGACUGACGAGGUGACGGCUGAUGACAUUACUGUUGUUUACAUGUUUGUUUGUUGUGUAAUAUUUGUUUGUGUUGAUUUUCAGACGCUGACGACUGACGUCAGAAACCUGCAGCGAGACAAGUGGCUGCUGGAGCAGGAGAUGCAGGCGUGGAGACUCACCGUCCAAUCAGAACACAGCAUCCUGGAGGACAGGUGCUCCGAGAUGGAGGUUACCAUGGAAACACUGAGGCAACAGAACGUCCGUCUGCAGAUUCUGCUCGCUCAGACUUUGAACAAGACGGACGAUCAACAACACGCCAGUGACACGCCACACGCCAGCGCUGACACAGAGAAAACGGGCAGAGAUGACAUCACCUCUGACACAGAGAUAAACUCAGAGGAGGACAAGGAACAUGUGAUGGACGAGUGGAGUGAAGACGAAAGUCAAACUCCACCUCCCACAAUCCACCAGGGGGUGUCUCCAGCACAUGAAGGCCACUGUGAGGAGGGGUCUUUGGGUGACAGGCAUCUCUGUCGUCCAAUAGAACGAGAGGAAGGAGACACCCGUCUGCCUGAAGAAGAGAAGGAUUAUGAGACACGUCGUCCUGAAGAGCUGCUCCAACAAACUGUAGACAGACUGAAGACUAAGAUGGAGACAGACAGGUGGAGAGACAGACAGACAGGUCCAGCGGACGCCUCUUCUUCCUGCAACGUUUGGGGGCAGAGCCAGGUGAAGCUGUGCAGGUGGGGGCGGGGCCUGAGGGGGAACACAGCAGGUAGACCAGAGAGGUGCGAGGCUGCACAGGUGUGAUGAUGUUGGAGUACGACGCAGGAAGGCAGCGCCACAUCUGCACCUCAGGUGUCCUCUCUGCUGCAUCCUGAUCGGCUGCAGGGAAACUGGUGGGCGGGGUCUCGUGAGGUGGUUGACGGACGGCUGGGAUGACCAAUCUGACCGUUUGCGUGCCAUGACUGACUUUAACCACCUGAAGAGACAAGAACAGAUGAAACGUUUGUCUUUCAGCUGAAACAGAGUGCCAGCUGUCCGACUCACCUGACACCUAGACGCCAACCUGAAGCCCCGCCUCCUUCCCUUCUGCCCAUACGUUGGGUCAUUGUCAUCAGCAUCCAAUAAGGGCAGGACACCAGAGUCCGACUCUGCUGCCUUGUUCUGACCACACCCCUUAAUGUUUUGGCUCCUCCUUCCGUACCUGAGAGUGAUGAGGUCAUUAGAAAAGAUAAAAGAUCAGUGUUGUUUUAUUGAUACAUUAAAUAUAUUUAUGUUAUUUACUUGUGUGUAUAUACGUCAUCAGAUGAUUUAUAAUAACUAAUAUAGUUAUUUCCUAUCACAUGUUCUAGUCAUAUGUUAUAAUACAUGCAUGUAUGAAUGUUUUUAUUUAAUGUUAAACAGGAACAUGAAUAUUAACUGUCUAGAAUAAUAAAUCUACAUAUUACUGAUCAUGUGACGGAUGACACCUCACCUGGCCAGAGACUCGCUGUCGAAGUAACAAAUGAAUCGUCCUCGUCUGAACUGACCGACCAGUCUCUCCACCUUCUCCUCGUCCUCCUGCUCGAUCUGGGCCCAGGUCUUCCCCCGGAAGGAUUCUGGGAUAAACGCGGGGGCGGGCAAGAUCUCUUCGAUGGGCAGAGUCCAGAACCCCUGUUCCUGUGUGGCCCCGCCCCCUGCUUUACUGUGGAGGGCGGAGUCGAGCUGGUGUGAGUACACUUGAUCAUCAAGCCGCACCUGGACGUCCAUCAGCUGACCCAGGUCCCGCCCCUCUGCCGGACUCACCUGUACAGGUGCGAGCGACGGCCGCAACGACACCUGCACAGGUGAGUCCCAGUCAUCACUCUGUGUUUCCAUGGAGACAGGAAGGCUGAAGUGGAAGCUUUCUGUCUCCUCCUGCUGGCUGGAAGUGGAAGUGAUGCCAUGACAGCACAUCUGGAUCACCUGAGGUGGAAACAAGAAACAUCUGUAACCACGAAAACAUACACGUUCUGACUUCAGUGUUCACGCAACCCCAAACUAAUAAUUUAUAAUUAUUAAAACUACUGAGAAUAAAUUAAACGGUUGAUUUAAAUAAAGUUGUGUUUGAA